Messenger RNA from Micromonas pusilla CCMP1545, 684 nucleotides. RefSeq lists its product as uncharacterized. The transcript is spliced from 2 exons. Lineage: Eukaryota; Viridiplantae; Chlorophyta; Mamiellophyceae; Mamiellales; Mamiellaceae. Bases 1 to 684 code for a protein of 227 amino acids. The record is from RefSeq and is a predicted model, not a curated record. Gene Ontology annotation, biological process: protein localization to phagophore assembly site; piecemeal microautophagy of the nucleus; mitophagy. Gene Ontology annotation, cellular component: Atg1/ULK1 kinase complex; phagophore assembly site; cytosol.
AUGGCGACCGCGGACCGCGCGACGCAGAUCACGCGCGAGUGGUUCGCGAAGUGUGCGAACGUCAUCCUGUGCUCGCGGCUCGCGGACGACGACCCGCACGCCGCGCAGACGCCGACGCGCGCGAGAGACCGAUGGUUCAACCUGGAUAUGGACGAGCACGCGACGCACGCGUCUUCGAUCAAACCGUGGAGACGCGGCGGCGCGGCGAGCGUCCACGCGUCCACGCCGCUCGUGAUCGACGUCUUCGUGGACGCGAGGAUGCGAGACGUCGACGUCGCCGACGACGCCACCGCCGCGGAAGCGGUAUCGCGCACGCUCGUGGAGCGCUGGGUCUUAUCCCACGACGCGCGGUGCCGCGGCGACGGCGAAGAAGAAGAAGAAGUAGUAGAAGAAGAAGAAGAAGAAUGCACUUCUUCGAGCAGCGACGUCGCGGUGACGUAUAAGCGCGCGGUGAUCAUGGUGCGGUCGCUCCUCGCGCUCACGCGCGCGCUGCCCGCGAAUCGCCUCCAUCGCGCGCGCGUCCGCGGCGGCGCUCGCGACGACGCGUCCUACCGGCUCUCGUGCGAGGUGCGCGACGUCGGCACCCUCGGGACGAAUCCUGGGACCGAUGAAGGUCGGCACCCGGGUGCCGACGCGUGGCGGACGUACGAGUUCGCGCCCGUGGACGCGGCGGCGGCGAGGUGA